UCAUCACGUGACUAUGGGUGAUUCUGAUUGGCUGGGGUAUGGAUGACGUGUUUCCCCUUUUUGAACAUGUGUACCAUAACCUGCUAGAAUACACAUGUGAAUUGAAGCAGCUUGUGUUGCGUGUGGUUCUGACUAUUUUUGAUUGGAUUUUUAUAUUGAUUUUGAAGAUGCCAAAUAUAUGCUGUGCAGCGAGAUGUUUUAAUAAAUCCAGUGAUGGAUAUGCAUUAAUUAGAUUUCCCAAGGAAAAUCAAUAUAAGAAAGCAUGGGUAGACGCUGUUUUUGGAGAGACAUCAAGAUCCUUGAAUAAUUUGAGAUUGUGUGAAGUGAGUAUUCAUCGUAAGAAUGUUAUGCAGGAUCCGAAUAAAAAUAGUUUAAAAAGUGCUUCUCCAUUUAAUGCUUUCCUCAUUUCAGGUUUACUUUGA
Molecule: messenger RNA, 422 nt
Organism: Trachymyrmex cornetzi
Lineage: Eukaryota; Metazoa; Arthropoda; Insecta; Hymenoptera; Formicidae
Exons: 2
Coding region: 39-422 (127 amino acids)
Source: RefSeq, a predicted model, not a curated record